AUCAGAUAAGUUCCGUAGUUAUCCAAUUUACCUUCCUUCUACACAUCUAUAUAUACAUACACCCACGACUAUAUAUAUAAAAUAUAAUAUAUAUAGCGUUCCCGUUCUGCAUCGUCAGCUUCAAUCAAUCUCGCCUAUUUCAACGUCGACGCCAUUGUAUUUGGAUUCUUGAUCGGAGGCGGCGUUACUUUUUUGGUGUCUUUUUGGCUUUAAUUUCUUAGGAGUUUUCUCAGGAAAAAUGAAGGAAAACGCAGGAAACCCUCUCCGUCUGACGUCACUGAACCAUGUCUCUCUCUUGUGUCGAUCCAUCGAAGAAACGAUGAACUUUUACCAGAAGGUGUUAGGGUUCAUCCCUAUUCGAAGGCCUGAGUCCUUAAAUUUUGAAGGCGCUUGGUUGUUUGGACAUGGAAUUGGAGUACACCUCCUAUGUGCCCCAGAACCUGAGAAACUUCCCAAGAAAACUACGAUUAAUACCAAGGAUAAUCACAUCUCUUUCCAGUGCGAGAGUAUGGGAGCAGUGGAGAAAAAGCUGGAGGAAUUGGAGAUAGAGUAUGCGAGGUCGAUAGUAGAAGAAGGAGGGAUCCAAGUGGAGCAGCUCUUCUUCCACGACCCUGAUGGCUUCAUGAUCGAGAUCUGCAACUGUGACAGCCUCCCUGUUGUCCCCCUCGUAGGAGGAAUGGCUCGGUCCUGCUCAAGAGUUAAGCUCCACCAGAUGGUGCAGCCACAACCACAGACUCAGAUCCACCAAGUGGUCCACCCUUAAGUAAACGAUCUCUGUUUUUGUUGCAUGUGUUUGUCUGUGUAUGUAUUGCUGUGUUUGAUUUUGGUUGUAAUGAAUAAGAGACCAAUCGUGGGUCAGUGAAUGUGAUUCUCCUCGAGGAAAUGAUCAUUCCAUUCGCUCAUCUUACUGAAUAAUAUAAUCAAGGGAAUUAAAGCUUACAUAUGUA
Eutrema salsugineum is the source of this 947-nucleotide messenger RNA. RefSeq lists its product as uncharacterized. The transcript has 3 exons. The coding region runs from base 239 to 763 and encodes 174 amino acids. Lineage: Eukaryota; Viridiplantae; Streptophyta; Magnoliopsida; Brassicales; Brassicaceae. The record is from RefSeq and is a predicted model, not a curated record.